UUUCCUCCAUCAUCAAAGAAAAAGCCUCAAAGCCUAAAACUUCAUCUCCUUCCCCUUCACUCUCUAAUGGCCAUAAACUCUUCUUCUUACACGAAAAUAAGAAAACCUAAUAACAACAACUCCUCCAUGCCAACCCUAACUCAUCUUCUCUACCUUCUCUUCAUCUCUUUCCUCUUGUUCAUCCUCCUCCUCCACUUCCCUCCAUCUUCUUCUUAUACUAGUUCGCCAACCUCCUCCAUUAUCAAACACUUUUCCGGUGAUCUACGUAACAUCACCUUCUCAUGGAACAGUCUAAAGCUCACCGGCGACAAACCUCCACCAACUCAACUAAAGAUCGCCGUCUUCUCAAGAAAAUGGCCGGUAGUCACUGCCCCAGGUGGCAUGGAACGCCACGCCAUGACACUCCACUACGCUCUCGCAAGACGCAACCACGACGUCCAUGUCUUCACUUCCGCACCAUCUCCCGGAGACCUCCCCGCAGACGGCCAAACCAAACCAGCAUCCCUGCACGUCCAUCACAUCCACGCUCUUCCUGGCCAAUGGAAGAGUGAUCUUGCCUGGGAGCUCUUCGACACCGAGAACGCUCGCGGAGUGUUCGACGUGGUGCACAGUGAGAGCGUCGCUUUGUUCCAUCGCCAAGCAAGGCACGUCCCCAACCUCGCCGUGUCCUGGCACGGCAUUUCGCUUGAAGCUCUCCACUCCGGCAUCUAUCAAGACUUAACCCGCUCGCCGGACGAGCCCAUCUCUCCAGCGUUCAACCAAAGCCUCGCACACUCUAUCUACAAAGUACUAGAUGAAAUCCGCUUCUUUCAUAGCUACAAACAUCACGUCGCCAUUAGUGAUAGUAGUGGGGAAAUCCUAAGAGACGUAUACCAAAUCCCUCCUGACAGAGUCCACGUCAUACUCAACGGUGUUGAUGAGGAAAACUUUGAGCCAGAUAAAGCUUUAGGUAAAUCUUUCCGGGAAGAAAUAGCGAUACCAAGUAAGGCACUUGUGGUGUUUGGAGUUGCCGGGAGGCUUGUCAAAGAUAAAGGGUACCCUUUGUUGUAUGAAGCUUUCUCUAAGUUCAUGUCUUGGCAUCCGGACGUCUACUUAGUGGUGGCCGGAAGUGGACCAUGGGCGAAGAGAUUUGAAGAUCUUGGAUCAAAUGUGAAGGUUCUUGGUGCAUUGCCGCCAGCCAAAUUGAAAGCAUUCUAUAACUCUUUAGAUUUGUUUGUGAAUCCAACCUUGAGGCCUCAAGGUUUGGACUUGACGUUGAUGGAAGCAAUGGAAUGUGGGACGGCCGUGGCGGCGACGAGGUUUCCCAGCAUUAAAGGGAGUAUUGUUGUGGAUGAUGAGUUUGGGUAUAUGUUUUCGCCGAAUGUCGAUUCUUUAAGGGGAGUUUUGGAUACGGCGGUGGCCGAGGGUGCAGGAAGGUUGGCUGAGCGUGGUAGAGCUUGCCGGAGUUAUGCGAAGGGGAUGUUUGGUGCAAGGAAGAUGGCAUUGGCAUAUGAGAGGUUGUUCUUGUGCAUUAAGGAUGAUAUGUAUUGUAAGUACCCUAUCAUAGACUUUGAUAUGUGAGUUUGGUUUGUUUGUUUUGUUUGUUUUGUUUGAUCGAAUGAAUUAAUACUUGAUCGAUUCAUAUUGUUAAAAAUUUAGUCAAAGCAUGUGAG
Molecule: messenger RNA, 1652 nt
Organism: Dioscorea cayenensis subsp. rotundata (Guinea yam)
Lineage: Eukaryota; Viridiplantae; Streptophyta; Magnoliopsida; Dioscoreales; Dioscoreaceae
Product: alpha-maltose-1-phosphate synthase
Exons: 1
Coding region: 67-1560 (497 amino acids)
Molecular function (GO): glycosyltransferase activity
Source: RefSeq, a predicted model, not a curated record